CUGCCAACCAUAACUUGUUGGACCGGAUGGACAUUGCUAACCUGCCCAGUGACCAUCCGUGUUACAUAGCAGAGAGAAAGAAGGAACCGGGACUCUUUUCUGAUGAAGUUGACUCCAAUAUUAUUACAGAGUUUUGUGCGUUGAGAGCCAAGUCGUACGCUUUCAACGCGUAUACUGGACCGGAGGACAGAGUUGGAGUGGAAAAAAUCAAGGUAAAGGGUAUCAGAGCUCAUGUGGUAAAAAACCAUAUGACGGUAGAGGACCACAAGAAGUGUUUGUUUGGAGAAGUUGGACUGGAGUUGUAUAGAGAUAAUGUGUCGAUACGGUCAUUCAAGCACCAGAUUAUGACAAUAAAAACUAGGAAAUUGACGUACAACAGCUAUGACGACAAGAGGAUAGUAUUAGAAGAUAAAAUAAGCACAUUAGCCCAUGGUCACUACAGUAUAGAGGAAGAUGAACUUGAUUGGCCGGAGCUUGAUGAUGAGGUGGAUGCAGAAGGAUGA
This is a messenger RNA of Diuraphis noxia (Russian wheat aphid), 503 nucleotides long. RefSeq lists its product as uncharacterized. NCBI's taxonomy places the organism in Eukaryota, Metazoa, Arthropoda, Insecta, Hemiptera, Aphididae. The record is from RefSeq and is a predicted model, not a curated record.